This is a messenger RNA of Cloeon dipterum, 810 nucleotides long. RefSeq names its product Parkinson disease protein 7 homolog. The coding region runs from base 40 to 687 and encodes 215 amino acids. The record is from RefSeq and is a predicted model, not a curated record. Gene Ontology annotation, cellular component: mitochondrion; nucleus; cytoplasm. The transcript has 4 exons. Gene Ontology annotation, biological process: glycolate biosynthetic process; glyoxal metabolic process; response to oxidative stress. Lineage: Eukaryota; Metazoa; Arthropoda; Insecta; Ephemeroptera; Baetidae.
UACGCCCCCUUUUGUCCGUCAAUCGACCUGCUUGUGCUUAUGAUCGCUUAUCUAUUGAGAUCUGGGCUCGCUGUUAAAAGUAUUUUGCCUUCGAUCCAGACUCUAAAACUCUGCCAAACUAUGUCUAAGUCAGCGAUCGUGUUACUCGCCGAGGGUGCUGAAGAGAUGGAAGUUAUUACACCGGUUGACACCCUUCGCCGGGCAGGCGUUAAAGUGACGCUUGCUGGUCUUGCUGGCAGUGAGCCUGUAAAAUGCAGCCGUGACGUUCUAGUAGUUCCUGAUGAGGCCCUUGAAAGUGCUGCUGGUAAAGGCCCAUUUGAUGUUGUAAUUCUUCCUGGUGGAUUGAAAGGCGCUCAAAAUUUGCUUGAGUCAGCCGCUGUUGGUGAGUUAAUCCAAAAGCAGGAAGCAGAAGGAAGAAUUGUCGCUGCCAUCUGCGCUGCUCCUAACGCAUUGAAACAGCAUGGUGUUGGAAAAGGCAAGAAAAUCACCUCAUACCCCACAUCUCAGGAAAAAUUGGAAAAAGGAGGCGAAUACACUUAUUUGCAAGACAGAGUUGUCGUUGAUGGCAACAUCAUCACUAGUCGAGGACCAGGAACCGCUCUGGAAUUUUCUCUGGCUAUUGUGGAGGCGCUUGUGGGAAAGGAUAAGGCGCAAGAAGUGGCCAAUGGCAUGCUUUUUAAGCAAUAAGUACUGUAUCUUUUCAAUUUCUGGCAUUCUUAAAUUAGCCAAAGUGAUACUCAACUGAUAGAAUUGAUUAUUUAUCAGCUUAAAAAUUUGUACAAAAGAAAAUAAAAGCUGCUAUGAACCAUA